AGGCGUAUUGUUUUGAUUGACUGCUAAGUGUACAUAUGUCUGUCACCUCAUAUCGGCUUGUCUUCUCACAAGUCCGCGCUAUGUUACCACAUCCGUGAGCUGGCAAAUCGAUUACAAUACAACAACGUCUAUCUGAAUGUACCCGGCUACAUCUGCUCCAACUCCCGCAUCGUGACAGGAGCCUUUGAGGAAUUGGUCUAAGACAUCUCCACAUGUGUUAGUUUGAGGCUGCAGACAGAGGACAGCAAAUCAAAAGACAGACGGCGACCACCAUUUUGAAUACAUUUGUUGGGACAUUAACAUAAAGUUAGCGCCACUUCAGUGUUUUGACCCUCUACCAGGCGUUUCAACUUCUCUUCAAGGCGCAUUCGUCUCUGUGCUGAGAUUGUGGUGAUCAUUUUCUUCCAAGCUGGGUUGAGAUAUUAAGAUGCUGUUCUCUAACGGGAGCCCGUAUUCGCCGCUGGAUCCUUACUCCUCCAACAACACCUCUCCAACCAACACGGUCCAGGACUCGGAUGACGGAGCAUCAUCCGUUACCGACUAUGCCAAUCUCCGGCUCCUGGACUUCGACUGCAGCACUGAUGAGUCUUUCUACGAUCAACUCUGCCCGAAUGCCGCGUGUCAGCAAAACCCCCAAAGGUGGAGAACUCCGUCCAGCUCCUGUCCACCUUGUUCCUAUAAACCCCCACCCUCGUACGAGGAGCAUCUAAAGCUGAAGAAAACCCAAUACAGUCCACCAGAAGACAGGUCGGUUUGUGGGAGUCCAGAGUCGCAGAUUGGCAGUUGGUCCAACCAUUCGUCGGCUAACUAUUCCACCAGUUCUCCACAGCAGCUAGCGGACUGGGGAUCUCUUGAAGAAACGAAAUGUCUUACAUUUUGGGAGUCAUCUUGCUGUUCUAAAAUAGAUGACGGGCCGGAUUACAUCGAUUCUCUGUCUCCAGAAGAGGUUCGCAAAGCCCUGGCCGAGGCCCUUUCCGGCGGCACAGGACAGAUUCAGCUGUGGCAGUUUCUCCUGGAACUACUUGAUGAAGGAAUCCACACCUCAUGCAUCCGCUGGGAGGACAGCGCUGGCGAAUUCAAGAUGCUCGACCCAGAAGGAGUGGCCAAGAAAUGGGGGAUUCGCAAAAAUAAACCAAAAAUGAACUACGACAAAUUGAGUCGUGCUUUACGGUACUAUUACGAUAAACUGAUACUGACUAAGGUACAAGGGAAACGCUACACCUACCGGUUCAAUUUCAAAGCCAUUCUGAGGGCCUUGAGAGGUGGAAACUCGGAUGCCGUUGACCCUUUUGCAUUCUUCGCACAAGUAAGGGCUUACAGUGCUUUGAGAGAGAGUCCAAACCCAUCCCGCGCCCCUUGUACACCAUCCCGUACCCCCGCCACACCACCCCGUGCUCCCAGUACCCCCAAUCAUGUCCUAACUACUUCAUCCCCUUCCCCAACAAAAAACAUUUUCAGACCAACCAAUCACGACACAGUUCCCCAACUGGGCCAGGCUUGUCGCGUUGAUGACAGAUAUGACACGUGGUGUGAUCAGGCUAAUCACGUGACCCCUGAAUGUGAUGCCUGGUCUGGCCACAAUUAUGGCAUCCAGCAAGCCGACCAGAUAUUGGCAGCCGAGGACCUACCACAAGAGUUGUCCAAUUUCGUCCUCUCUCACGCCUUUUGCCAGGCUAAUGACUAUCAAUAUGACUUUGACUUCCCAGAAAUCCCACACUGUUACCAGAAUUCACAGGUAACCUUUGAGCAACUUUAGAAAUUACGCUACAUAUGAAGUAUUUCUAACCAUAUAUGUGUUCCGCUUUUUGUAUAUCGGUGUGGAAAUAUCAUGUUAUUCAGAUCUCAGUCACCCUUAACGCCGAUGCAAAAUUGUACAGACAUAUUCCGUGCAUUUCUAGCGAUAUAAAGGUCUCAUGGAUUUGACAGUUAAAUCAGGUUAAUUUGUUAAAUAUUAUUUGUUAUGCAAGCGCGAAUGUGAGAAUUGUGAAACCUAGUAUAUAUAAGUACAGCCUGACAGUAUAUCCGAAUGGUCUGGUUACCAUGCAUAUAUGCAUGUAAAUAGCUGGAAAGGUGAAUGUCACGUUACUGUGACGUACUGACUUACAAGUAACUGGUUAUUUCCUUUUGUUAUUUCAAAUCGGUGCUCAAAGAGUUAUUACCUUAUAUUACAUAUAUGUAUAUUACUAACUA
Messenger RNA from Liolophura sinensis, 2190 nucleotides. Its product is annotated as DNA-binding protein D-ETS-3-like. Gene Ontology annotation, cellular component: nucleus. Lineage: Eukaryota; Metazoa; Mollusca; Polyplacophora; Chitonida; Chitonidae. Gene Ontology annotation, biological process: cell differentiation; regulation of transcription by RNA polymerase II. The transcript has 4 exons. The coding region runs from base 428 to 1756 and encodes 442 amino acids. Gene Ontology annotation, molecular function: sequence-specific DNA binding; DNA-binding transcription factor activity, RNA polymerase II-specific. The record is from RefSeq and is a predicted model, not a curated record.